Homarus americanus (American lobster) is the source of this 678-nucleotide messenger RNA. Its product is annotated as proline-rich protein HaeIII subfamily 1-like. The record is from RefSeq and is a predicted model, not a curated record. Bases 1 to 678 code for a protein of 225 amino acids. Lineage: Eukaryota; Metazoa; Arthropoda; Malacostraca; Decapoda; Nephropidae. The transcript is spliced from 2 exons.
AUGCCCCCAGGGGUCCUCCUAGGUGACGGGACGCCCCCAUUGGGCCUCCCAAGGAAGGAGUGCCCCCAGGAACCUCCCAGAGAUGGUGGCACCCCCAGGGGGCCUGUUAGUGGGCUUUCUAGGAGCGGGGGCGACCCAGGGGGUCUUUCAGGGUCGCCUUUGCCCCCAGGUGGCCUCCCAGAGGUAGGGUUGCCACUAGGGGGCCUCCCAGGAUCAAGGGCACCCACACGGGGCUUUUCAGGGGCCUCCCAGGAGCAAAAGACACCACCAAGGGGCAUAGCAGGGGCCUUCACGCCUCCAGGGGGCUUUCUAUUAGCAAGGGACGCCACCAAGGGGCUUUGCAAGGGCGGGGGCGCCCCCCGGGGACCUCCCCAUGGCGAGGGUGCCGCCAGGGGUCCUCCCCGUGUCGUAGAUGAGCCCCACGGGACCUCCCACGGAAGGAGCGCCCCCAGUGGACCUCCCAGUGACGUCGACACCCCUAGGGGGGCCUCCCAGCAGGCUUUCCAGGAGCGGGGGUGCCACAAGGGGGCCUAUUACUCCGACUGGCUCUCUGGGACUCCAAACACUUAUGUUGUUCCUGCGCUCGAAACGUUCCUGUUGUUCCUCCUCUCCCUUAGCAGUAGGUUUGCUAGUUGCCGUCUCUUCAACAUACUUCUUCAGAGUCCCAAGCUGGUGUAG